Ramularia collo-cygni is the source of this 1524-nucleotide messenger RNA. RefSeq lists its product as uncharacterized. The coding region runs from base 1 to 1524 and encodes 507 amino acids. The transcript is spliced from 2 exons. Lineage: Eukaryota; Fungi; Ascomycota; Dothideomycetes; Mycosphaerellales; Mycosphaerellaceae. The record is from RefSeq and is a predicted model, not a curated record. Gene Ontology annotation, molecular function: acyltransferase activity, transferring groups other than amino-acyl groups. Gene Ontology annotation, biological process: polysaccharide biosynthetic process. Gene Ontology annotation, cellular component: membrane.
AUGUUCGGUUCUGUGCCAAGUUCGUCGACCUCUCUAACAGAGAAGCUCUUGCCUCAUGGCACUUCAUCCGAUCUGGAGUACACGCCUCCAUCUAGCCCUAUACUCGACGAGAAACGCCAGAUGUCCUCGGCUCCAACUCUUUGGAGAAGGAUCUCCAAGACAGUGAGAUCCAUCUAUAUACGGAUGAGAUGGCGCARGAUUCGCAAACCACAGAUCAAACCCACAGCGACCAUCUCUAGGACAGCCUCGUACGAUGGACUUCGAGGAAUCGCCUGUCUCAUCGUGUUCAACUUCCAUUUUCUUUAUCCAUACACCAAAACCAUCACACAUGGAUACGGAGGUUCCUAUAAAAAAGUUCCGCAUGGACUCCCACACCAACUCCCCUUCCUCUGCUUAUUGAUCCGCGGUCGAGCUAUGGUCACUCUUUUCUUCGCCAUCUCAGGUUUCGUGCUGAGCUACGGCUUCAUGGCAGCAAUGCGAGGAGGUCAAACAACAACUGCACUGCCCCGACUCGCAUCAUUAACACUACGACGAUGGCUUCGGCUCUUUGCCCCUGCCUCCAUCAGCAUGCUGAUAGUUUGCUUCGCAUCAUAUUACGGCGCUUUUGAUCGAGGUCGCAAAUUUCAAGAAGGACCACCGCUUAUUGGGACGUGGGAGCAACAUCCACCGCGGAAACAGGAUUUCGAACUUCAGAUGAAAGACUUCUACAAAGCGUGGUCGACCUGGUUAAGCCCCUUUCGAUGGGACUUUCUUUACCCCGAAUACGACCCUCAUACAUGGACAAUACCAGUCGAGUUCCGCAGCUCAAUCGUUCUAUUCGUCGUGCUACUCGCAUCGACAAGUCUAAAACCGCGAUGGUCGUUUGGACUGCUCAGCUUGGUCGCAGUCUACAGUCUCCAUCGUACACGAUGGGAAGUCUCGACAUUUACCGGAGGGGCUCUCGUUGCUUAUCUACACCACGCAGCAAAUGCUCGCCGGGAGAGAGAAACUCUGCUUCCCACUCAAGACAACUCACCAUCGACUUCUACCCGGUUGCGAAGAUGGAUCUCACCCGGACUGAAACUCAUCGGUUUCGCUCUCAGUCUUUUCAUCCUCUCGUUUCCUGACGACCAAGCUGGAAAAACACCAGGUUUUCGAACACUCAAUCGCAUAACACCUGCUGCAUAUCAUAAACCAUACGAGUUCUGGCAUCCACUCGCAGCAAUCUUCGUUCUCUGGUCCGUUGAUCAAAUCACCCCAUUUCGCAAAUUCCUCAGCUCCGCCGUACCACAGUACCUGGGCAAAAUCUCGUAUGGAUUCUAUCUAGUCCACGGGCCUCUGUUGCAUUCCGCAGGCUUUGCAAUGCAGCCGAAGAUUUUCGAAAUCGUUGGUAUCAGUACAUCGACUCAGUGGUGUGCUGGGCUCUUUCUUGGUUGGAUGAUAAUGCUCGCAAUAUCUAUUGCAGUAGGGCAUAUGUUUUGGCUGCUGAUUGAUAUGCCGUUGGUUCGAGCCACGAGGUGGCUUGAACGGAAAGCCCAGCGGUAG